Trypanosoma grayi is the source of this 342-nucleotide messenger RNA. Its product is annotated as U6 snRNA-associated Sm-like protein LSm4. Lineage: Eukaryota; Euglenozoa; Kinetoplastea; Trypanosomatida; Trypanosomatidae. Gene Ontology annotation, molecular function: U6 snRNA binding. The transcript has a single exon. Bases 1 to 342 code for a protein of 113 amino acids. The record is from RefSeq and is a predicted model, not a curated record. Gene Ontology annotation, cellular component: U6 snRNP; P-body; spliceosomal tri-snRNP complex. Gene Ontology annotation, biological process: P-body assembly; mRNA splicing, via spliceosome; nuclear-transcribed mRNA catabolic process.
AUGAAUGCGAAGAAGUCUGUUGUCCCAUUAGAUAUACUACGCAACUGCAAGGGAAAAGUAAUAUCUGUAGAGUUAACAGGCGGUGAGACAAUCAAUGGAACAGUGGUGCGGAUAGAUCGCUCAAUGAAUAUGCUACUGAAACAGUGCAUAAGAACAGGUGCUGAGGGCGAUGCAUUUUGGAAAUCACGGGAGUCUCUCAUCCGUGGGGCAAGUGUGCGGAACGUCCGGAUGGAUGAACGAGCGUUAGUGUUGCCUGAGGUACGACUCUCGGGAGACAAGAAGAGGCAACCAAGCAGGAGCAACACUAAUGCAAGUGGCUCAAAACGUGCCCGUAAAAACUAG